AUGACUGUGGGAAUCUUCGCAAACUGUACCUUCUGUUUGAAAGUCAAGCACUUAUCUCGUCAACAGAAGAGAAAACUACAAACUGAUAUUAAGGAAAAUGGUGGAAAUUUUUCCUUUUUAUUAAAUGCUCAGUGCACACAUGUAAUCUUAGACAAUGCUGAUGUUCUGAGCCAGUAUCAGCUGAAGUCUAUUCAGAAGAACCAUAUUCUUAUUGCAAACCCAGAUUUUGUAUGGGAAUCUAUCAAAGAAAGGAGACUGCUGGAUACAAAGAUUUAUGGUCCCAGUGAGUCACUGGACAUCACACCAGCUUCCAAUGAAGAAUGGAGCAGCUCUAAAAUGGAAACGAAUGAUUCUUCAUUCCUGGACAGUUCCACAGAGGAGAACACUGUUGAACUCACUAAGUUUCAUGCAGAGGAUGUUGAAAUUCCUCAUCUUCCUCAAGAUUUUGAAGUUGCAAAAUAUAACAUCUUGGAAAAAGUUGUGACAGAGGGAGGUAAGGAGACAGCCGUGGUGGAGCUGCAGUGCCUCCAGGGCCCUGAGGACCGUGGCUUUCUGAUAUGCACACACUUCCUCCUGGCCACCGGCACCCAGACCAGGAGGCAGUCCUCUGUGAAGAAAACCUCUGCAGACGCAAGUGAAUACUAUGAGAAUUAUAUUGAGGAGCUGAAGAAACAAGGUUUUCUACUGAAAGAACAUUUUACACCUGAAGCAACCCAGUUAGCAUCUGAAAAACUGCAAGCAUUGCUUUUGGAGGAGGUAAUAAACUCGAGUGCCCUGAGCCCUGAGGUCAGUGCCUUGGUGGAGAUGCUCUGGGCAGAAGCCCUCGGCCGCCUAGAGGACACGCUGCUGAGACCCGUGGGCAUGAUGAGCCUGAAUGACGUGAGCAAGGCAGAGGGAAUUCUCCUCCUGGUAAAGGAAGCAGUGAGAAAUGGAGAAACACAGGAGCAACUGCAAACGAUGCUGACCGAGUUCUACAGAUUAAUCCCUCACAGAGCUGCCACGGCCGAGAAGGUCAGCCUGAGCCUGCUGGCUAAGAAAGAGGACCUGUGCCAGCUAAUAAGAGACAUGGUUAAUGUCUGUGAAACUAAUUUGGCCAAACCCAACCCACCGUCUCUUGCCAAAUACCGAGCUUUGAGAUGCAAAAUUGAGUAUGUUGAGCCAAACACUGAAGAAUUUUUGAGAGCAAGAGAAGACGUGCUGCAGAAUAAUCACAGUAAAAGUCCAGUGGACAUCUUGCAGAUAUUUAGAGUUGGCAGAGUAAGUGAAACCACAGAGUUCCGGAGCCACCUUGGCAAUGUCAGGCACUUGCUGCAUGGGUCUUCUGUGCAGAGCUUCGUGGGAAUCCUGUCCCGUGGGUUGCUUUUGCCCAAAGUAGUUGAAGAUCGUGGCGUGAAGAGAACAGACAUUGGAAAUCUUGGGAGUGGGAUAUAUUUCAGCGAUUCACUCAGUACGAGCAUCAAGUACUCGCACCCUGGACAGACAGAUGGCACCCGACUCCUGGUCGUCUGUGACGUUGCCCUUGGCAGGUGCAUGGACCUGCACGAGCGAAACUUCUCCCUGACGGAGGCGCCACCUGAGUACGACAGCGUCCACGGGGUGCGGGGAACAGAUACGGUCGGCUCGGACUUUGAGGAUGAUGAAUUUGUUGUAUACAAAACCAAUCAGGUUAAAAUGAAAUAUAUUGUUAAAUUUUCUGUAUCUGGAGAUGAAAUAAAGGACUUUCAUCCUUGUGAUAAUAUGGAAUUAGAGGAAUACAGACCUGAGUUUUCAAAUUUUUCAACAGUUGAAGAUCACCAGCUUCCAGGUAGCACGCCUUUCCCCGACAUCAAGGCCGGUCUCCAGGAUGCCUCUGGGAGUUCAGUUCCUCUGGAGGACGUUCACAUCAAGGGAAAAAUAAUAGACUUUGUAGCCCAGGUCGUUGUUUUUCAAACAUACACAAACCAAAGUCAUGUGCCCAUUGAGGCAAAGUAUGUUUUUCCCUUGGAUGACAAGGCAGCUGUGUGUGGUUUCGAGGCUUUCAUCAAUGGGAAGCACGUGGUGGGAGAGAUUAAAGAAAAGGAAGCGGCCCAGCGAGAGUACCGAGUGGCGAUCAGUCAAGGCCACGGCGCCUACCUGAUGGAUCAGGACGCACCCGACAUCUUCACCGUCAGUGUCGGGAACUUACCCCCAAAGGCCAAGGUCCUGAUCAAAAUCACCUACAUCACGGAGCUGAGCGUCCAGGGUGCCUGCGUGGUCUUCUUCCUGCCAGCCACUGUGGCGCCCUGGCAGCAGGACAGGGCUCUGAGGGAGAACCUUCAGGAUACAGUGGAGAAGAUUUGUAUAAAGGAAAUAGGAAUAAAGCAAAGCUUUUCUCUGAGCAUGUCUGUCGAGAUGCCGCACAUGAUUGAAUUCAUCUUCAGUGACACACACGACCUGAGAAAAAAGAGAACAGACUGCAAAGCUGUGAUUAGUACUGUGGAAGGCAGCUCCUUAGACAGCAAUGGAUUUUCUCUCCUCAUCGGUUUGGUUGAUGUGUAUCUCCCAAGAAUGUGGGUUGAAAAGCAUCCAGAAAAAGAAAGCGAGGCCUGCAUGCUUGUGUUUCAACCAAAUCUUGAUAUUACCAUCCCUGAUGAAGCUGAGAGGAGUGAAGUGAUUAUUUGUCUUGAUUGCUCCAAUUCCAUGGAGGGCGAGACGUUCCUGCAAGCCAAGCAGAUUGCCUUGCACACACUGUCCUGUGUGGGAAAGGAGCAGAAGGUGAACGUCGUCAAGUUCGGCACAGGUUACAAGGAAUUAUUUUCAUAUCCUAAGUGCAUCACAAGCAAUAAGACGCCCACAGAGUUCAUCAUGUCUGCUACACCUACCAUGGGAAACACAGAUUUCUGGAAGACGCUUCGAUACUUAAGUUUGCUGUGCCCUUCCCAUGUGUUACGGAACAUCCUCCUUAUAUCCGACGGGCAUCUCCAGAACGAGAGUCUGACCUUGCAGCUUGUAAGAAGAAGCGUGCCGCAUACCAGGCUGUUCUCCUGUGGGGUCAGUUCUACAGCAAAUCGUCAUGUCUUACGGACUCUGUCCCACUAUGGUGCUGGAGUAUUUGAAUAUUUUAACUCAAAAUCCAAACAUAGCUGGAAAAAACAGAUAGAAGCCCAGAUGGGUAGGAUGAGUUCUCCCAGUUGCCACUCGGUCUCCGUCAAAUGGCAGCAGCUGAGCACGGACGCACCCGCACCCCUGCAGGCCCCCGCCCAGGUGCAGUCCCUAUUCCACAGCGAGCGACUCCUCGUCUAUGGGCUCACGCCUCACUGUACACAGGCAACUCUACAUGCGCUAAUUCAAGAGAGAGAGUAUUCUACAGUGGUGUCAACGACUGAACUUCAGAAGACAACUGGAACGAUGAUUCACAAGCUGGCAGCACGAGCUCUGAUCAGAGAUUACGAAGAUGGCAUUCUCCACGAAAAUGAAGUGAAUCACGAGAUGAAGAAGCAAACCUUAAAAUCUCUGAUUAUUAAACUCAGUAAAGAAAACUCUCUCAUAACACAAUUUACAAGCUUUGUGGCUGUGGAGAAAAGGGAUGGUAAUGAGUCACUUUCUCCUGAUAUUCCAAAUACUUUGGAACUUAUUGCCAAAGAAGACAUAGAUUUUCUGCCAUACAUGAGUUGGCAGGGGGAACAAUCAGAUGCCAGCAGGAUGCAGACUCUUUCAGCAUCCUCUGAAUGGAAGCAAGAAUCCAAACGUAAAUGUAAACUUAAAUGUUGGACUGAAAAGAAACGUUCAGCACUUAACACGAGACUUUCUGAAGAUUUUGAAGCUUUUAGCUUCUAUGCCCUGGAAGAAUCUGAAGCGGUCAGUUUUGUCUUCAGGAAUGCGGAGGAGCCCUGGGGUUUGGGUCCGAUGGAGUCAUCUAAACAAACAGAAGUUAAACCACAAUUCACAGAAGCCAUCUCACAGAAAACAGCCGUUUCCAACAUUCCUACUGCCCCUAGCUUCUUAACUGCACCCCUCCAUGUUGGCUCUGCUUUCCACCAUCAUCCCAGCUCAGCACUGUUUGGUUCUCCAGCUAGUCCCAAACACUUCAGUUCCCCUAAGAAGUACCUGGAGAUGGGCAGUUGGGCCGACGUUUCCCUGGACAUGGCGUCUUUUCCCAGGCUGCAUCUCCAGGGCCCACCCUUGCGACUUGCUGCUGCUCCCAGGGCCUCGUAUAGCUCCAGGUCACAGCUGCCCAAAACUGAUCAAGGGGGUGCCACAGGCUUCGGUGUCCACCCUGUUCAGCUCUAUGUUGCUUCCUGUCCUUCUACAGGUCUUCACCCUAGUCCACUCGUGGGGUCUGUCUUUUCUUCCCCUGCCCCUCCUCCCCCCCUACCCAGGGGGGGGGUUGGCAUUUCUCCUCCCCCUCUUUCCUCUCCUCUUCCUUCUCACCAUAUUCCAGCUCCUAGGAGUGCCAGUUACAAGCUGCCAGUGGCUCCAUCUGGCCCUGCUGAGGAUGCCCAGCCAGACGUUACUCUGUUAGCUGUGUAUGAUGAACCUCUGUCAUUAGACUCCCUCCAACGUGAUUGUUCAUUUUUUGAACGUUCUUCUGAAACGGAAAGUGAUAAAACAGCAGGACUUCUGGCAAGUAGGAUUUUUAAAAAGAUGGCAAAAUAUGACCUGAGAAGUGGCUUUACUGCAAGCGCCCAGGCACAAAAAGAUGAGGGUGGCCUAGUUGGCAAAGCAAGCUGGAAGAAUUAUGUGCCUUCGACUGAACUCUUCAGGCUUCAGACCAAGGAUGGCUGCUGGAAACUUACACAAGAACUGGGAUUUAUAUUAAAACUUAAUACAAAUAUUUUAAACAGCUUUCUUGAACAAAAAGGCAUUCGAUCUCUAGGUGUAAGAGGAAGAGAGCACCUUCUAGACCUGAUCGCCACGUUCCUAGUGCUGCAGUUCCUUUGCACCAAGUUGGAACAGGAGGGAAUAAUCAUCAAAUCGCUGAUGAGACUGGAUGAUGCUUCCAUUCCCAGGAAUAUUCCCUGGGAUUGUGAGAAAAUAAAGAAAGCCAGUGAGUGGCUCAGAAGAACUGAAGGGCAGUACCCAUCCAUCUGCCAGCGGCUGGAGCUGGGUGAAGACUGGGACUCUGCCACCAAGCAGCUACUGGGGAUCCUGCCCAGAGACGCCGCCUCCCCUCCUCACAGGCUUCUUAAGCACAGCCAAGGCUGA
This is a messenger RNA of Rangifer tarandus platyrhynchus (Svalbard reindeer), 5163 nucleotides long. Lineage: Eukaryota; Metazoa; Chordata; Mammalia; Artiodactyla; Cervidae. The record is from the annotation of a GenBank genome assembly.